Molecule: messenger RNA, 1434 nt
Organism: Oppiella nova
Lineage: Eukaryota; Metazoa; Arthropoda; Arachnida; Sarcoptiformes; Oppiidae
Source: the annotation of a GenBank genome assembly
AUGUCAGUGGUGAUCGAGACCACGAUCGGUGACAUAACAGUGGAUCUGUUUAUCCGCGAGAGGCCUCGAAGUUGUCUCAACUUCUUGAAGUUGUGUCAACUCAAGUACUAUAACUUCUGCACGUUUCACACCAUUCAACACAACUUCAUGGCACAGACAGGGGAUCCCACGGGUGAUGGUAAAGGUGGACACUCGGUGUUCCUCCACCUGUACGGCGAGAACGCCCGGGUGUUUGAGAUGGAGACCAAACCGGUGAUCAAACACCGGCGCAAGGGUUUGGUGUCUAUGGUUAACAAUGGAGAGGGUCUUCACGGCUCGCAGUUCUUCAUUACAUUGGCUGACGGUUUGGAUUAUUUGGAUGGCGUUCACACUGUCUUCGGGUGUGUGACGGAGGGUAUGGAUGUGUUGGAUCAGCUCAAUGAUGCCUUAUGUGAUGGCAAUAACAGGCCCUUCAAAGACAUACUCAUCACACAUACGGUGAUACUCGAGGAUCCGUUCCCUCAUCCGGAGGGUCUGGAAAUCCCUCCGCAAUCCCCGCAACUGACCGGAGAGCUACUGAAAUCGCAUCGAAUCGGUGUCGCCGAAGACGUAGACGACACGGACGGCAUGACCGCCGAAGAGAUCGACGAACUGAUCCGCGAUCGCGAGGCCAAAGAGCGGGCGCUCGUCCUGGAAAUGGUGGGCGACAUACCGGACGCCGACGUCAAGCCCCCGGAGAACGUGCUGUUUGUCUGCAAACUGAAUCCCGUGACCCGCGAGGAGGACCUGGAGGUGAUCUUCUCGAGGUUCGGGAGUAUAGUCUCGUGUGAAGUGAUUAGGGAUCAGAAGAGUGGUGAAAGUCUUCAGUACGCGUUCGUGGAGUUCGAGAGGGAGGCCGACUGCGAGAAGGCCUACUUCAAGAUGGAUAAUGUGCUCAUAGAUGAUCGUAGGAUUCACGUGGACUUCAGCCAAUCCGUGUCCAAAAUCAAGUGGUUCGGGAAGGGAAAGGGAGGGACGGUAGUCAAGGAUUUCGUGGAUGGGAAUAGUGGUGGCGAUAAACGGGAGGACAGGUUUGUGCUGAAAAAGUCGGCGUUUGGACAGCGAUUGGACGCGAAGUAUGAUUAUGUUUAUGAUGAGAGACAGGGAAAGCCUACCAGAGCUGAGACUGGGAACAGAUCGCCUGAUAGGGUAGAGGAUGAUAGGGAGCUACACCAUAGGAGCAAAAGGGCGAAGCGAUCGAGAAGUAGGUCUACCGAUAGGCAGAGACAGAGGUAUGGCGAUAGGGAUAGGGAUGAUAGAGGGGGUAGGGAUCGGGACAGACAUAGGGAUAGGUAUAACGAUAGAGACCGUAAAAGUGAUCAUAAAAGGGAUAAUAGAGACGAUUAUAGUAGACAUCGAAGGCAUUCAUCACCGGAAAGAAGUAGUCAUUCGAGGGGUCAUCGGAGUAGGCAUUGA